Molecule: messenger RNA, 1000 nt
Organism: Delphinapterus leucas (beluga whale)
Lineage: Eukaryota; Metazoa; Chordata; Mammalia; Artiodactyla; Monodontidae
Gene: CATSPERQ
Product: catsper channel auxiliary subunit theta
Source: RefSeq, a predicted model, not a curated record
CCCGGCGCAGCCCAGAGCUUCUAGAAGCCGGCGUCGCCCAGCCUAGACCGCCACUCGGUGUCGCUCCCCUGCCUUCGCCUGAGAACUGCUCCUUCCUGGACCGCAACCCUGAAGGCUUUAUUCUCCCAGGUAUGAGUGUGGCUGUGAGCAGUGGGCAGUGGCAACAGACGAGCCGCACAGCUGACGGUCUGUACCCGACCCAGGCCCCCAAGGGCCGGUUCAGCGGCCUGCCUACGACCGCCGGCAGCAAGCCCUUCCAGCUCUGGGCCCAAGGACUCUUCUGCACCGAGCGCAACCUGGCCAAGCGCCUCAAGAACAACAGUUUCUACCCGUUCACGCAGCAGCAGCCCAACGUCUUCGUGCUCGAGUACUACCUGGACACGCUGUGGAAGGGGACGCUGCUCUUCAUCGUCUGCUUCUUCCUCGUCAGCUUCGGGCUUGUGAGCGAGGUGCAGAAGCAGGAGACUUGGGGCUUCCCUGCCUACGGCGUGGGCGUGGGCCUGUGGCUAAUGAUCUCGUCGCUGCCGCGGCGCCGCCUGGUGCUGAACCACGUGCGCGGCGUGUACCACUUCUCCAUCCAGGGCCGCACCGUCUGUCAGGCCCCCAUGCACCUGGUCUACGUGCGCAUGGCGCUCAGCUCCGAUGCCUAUGGAAGGUGCUUCUUCCAGCUGGUUCUGUGCGGCCACAAGCUGGAGCCGCUGGUGCUGGUGCAGCUGUCGGAGCGCUACGAGCAAAUGGAAUACCUCGGCCGUCAUAUUGCCCGGAAGCUCAACAUUAACUACUUCGACUGCUUGGCCACGUCGUACCGGCACGUGGUCCGCCACUGGCCGCCGGGGGCCGCCUUCAGCCCGGGCAUCCUGCGGCGCCAGAACGGUGCCUAGGACAAGCGGAACUCUCACAAGUCAGCCCAGGACUUGUGACGCUGCCAGCUGGCGCCCACCCCUCCCCCACCCCGGGACUGCAUUCUCCCUUCCCCUCCAAUCUCCCGCCUCCACCUGAC